Molecule: messenger RNA, 794 nt
Organism: Racocetra persica
Lineage: Eukaryota; Fungi; Glomeromycota; Glomeromycetes; Diversisporales; Gigasporaceae
Source: the annotation of a GenBank genome assembly
GCGUUUAAUUCUUGAAACUUUUGCUCGUGAUGGAAGAAUAAGUCAUUUAUUCAGAAUUUUAUCCUAUUUUCCAAGUUUUAUGGAAAAAUAUCAAGCUUCUUUUCGUAAGAUUGUUGAAGAUGUUAUUGGUCCUGUAAAAGCUGCAUCCCAACACAAAUGUCAAUACCUUGUAUCAUUAUUCAAACAUCAUUUUAUAAAUCAAAAUGGAGAUGCACGAUGGCUUGAUGGAUUACAAUACGCCUCAGAAAAAAUAAAAAGUUUAGCUAGAUUGAAUAUAAUUUUGGCACAUAAACCAUGGGAUCUUAGACCAAGUCAUAUAGAUGAUCUUAUAAAAGGAGCAAAUAAUCCUAAUGGUUAUUGGAAAAGAUCAGAUGUUAUUCAUGUUAUUUUAGUUAUGGCAACUUUUCAUAGUUUAAGUAGUUUCGUAAUGGGAUGUGGUAUAGUUCCAGAAUAUGAUACAAAAGGUGGAAAUUAUAUACCAUCAGUAUUAACACCAAAUUUAUUUGGAUAUGAUGAUUCGGAAUCUUCUUUUGGAAUUUUGGAUUUUGAUGAAAAAAUUCGUCCUGAUAUGGCUGCUGGUUUAGGUGUAAUUAUACCUGAUUCACCGGCUAAAACUUCUUCUGACUUAAAUAAUAAUGAUGAUCAUUCAUUAUCUAAUCAACUUAAUGAGUCGUCCUCUGUUACCUCGGUUGAUGAUGAUCAAUGUACUUUAAAUACUAGUCAAUUGAUUGAAAGGUUGAAAUGUAAACGCGAAGCUUCUGAUCUUGAUAAUGAAAACACCGAAAAUGAAGAAA